Messenger RNA from Labrus bergylta (ballan wrasse), 1702 nucleotides. The record is from RefSeq and is a predicted model, not a curated record. NCBI's taxonomy places the organism in Eukaryota, Metazoa, Chordata, Actinopteri, Labriformes, Labridae.
CCACUGGCGCAACAACUGAUUAAAGACAGAAAGUUCUCGGGAAACAACUCUGACAAGACUAAAACGCUUACUGAGGGCAGCAGGAGAGAACAGACAAGCCAUUCAAGGACCUUUAAAGUUUUUUUCAUUAGAGUGACACUUGCAGGAGAAUUUAGAAACUCACAGCAAAGGUCUGAUUACCACUAAAAAGGCAUUUCAGAGACAGAAACAUUGAAGUUCUUCCAGCAGCAGGGAGAGUUUUAGUGCUGAAUUAUUAAUAGAAGUCCUCGUCAUGUCAAGCAAAGUGCUUCCCAUCCUUUUCAUAUCUCUAUGUCUGACUGUUGGUUCUAUCUGGAGUCAGGGGUCUUCCCACGAUAACUUUAUUCUCCAGUACCUUGAGAGGAGACUGGCUCAGAUGGAGGUAGCGUCUAAUAUCUGCGAGCAGAACACAGUGGGUAUCACCCAGAAGACUUAUGAUCUCUCCUCUGAAAUCAGAGGUUAUCUGUCCACUCUCAGUGUUCUGAGAUCAGAGACUAAGAGCCAGGUGGACAGUGUGUCUGUCCGUGUAGACCGGGUGGAGAGAGAGUUGGAAUAUCUUGAGAAUAAAAUUCCCAGCCAGUCUAAUAUUGAGAUGGAGGAGGCACUGCUAGAACAACAGAUAAAGGCUGCAGAACUGGACCAGCUGCAGAAGAAAGGAAGGAUCAAGAUUGAGAGGGACUGCAACACAGCCCUGAGUCAAAUCAAGUCUCUGAAGAUUGUGAAGAAGACAGGAGAUGCCUACGGUUGCUGGUUCAGGGACCCCUCUGAAGGAUCAGCCAAGGUCUACCUGCUCAGUGGAAUCCGUAACAGCACUCUGCUGGAGUAUGCUUCUCUGCACAGUUUCACAGAGAGGAUCACCACACAGCCAGCUAAGGUUCUGAAGCUUCCUUUUCACUGGCAGGGAACCGGUCAUGUAGUCUACAAUGGAUUCCUCUACUACCACAAGGCAGAUACACCAAACCAGAUAUUGAAGGUCGACUUGUUGAAUGGUACUGUGGUGGACAGUACGCUGCUACCAGGAGCAGGUCGUCUACCCGUUUACAGUUUGAACCCCAACACCUACCUGGACCUGGCAGUGGAUGAACUUGGACUGUGGGUCAUCCAUGCUGACCCUGAGUAUGGAGGAAACCUGAUCAUUACCAAACUGGAUAAAGGGUCUUUGGCAGUAGAGUACACCUGGGAUACACAAUGUAGAAGUCGUGAUGCUGAGGGAGCCUUCCUUAUAUGUGGAGCCCUCUAUGUGGUAUACAACACACGUUAUGGAGGACGUUCCACCGUACAGUGUCUCUUCGACAUCCAUGACACCAUCCACAGUGAAGAGAGUCCUGUGAUGUUCUUCCCGAAGCGCUACACCAGCCACAGCAGCAUCCACUACCACCCUGGAGAGAAACAGCUGUACGCCUGGGACGAUGGCUACCAAACAAUAUACAAAGUGGAGACAAAGAGAAAUGAUCAAGUCACUGUUGAAUGAAGAUUUGUUACAAUACUUAACCUUUGAAAACUUGUGUUAUCAGUUAUCAGAAGCACAUAACCCACUGCGGUUUAGCAUUUAUUCUUUGCUGGAAAAUGGAUGCAGCAUCUUUCACUGUUAUUCAUAAUAGACAUACGCUUAUGUCCAAUCAAAGGACAUUCUUCAGUAGACUUUAUACUUUGAAUCAUUACAAUAAAGAGCAUUUAAGUGUCA